Molecule: messenger RNA, 1434 nt
Organism: Scedosporium apiospermum
Lineage: Eukaryota; Fungi; Ascomycota; Sordariomycetes; Microascales; Microascaceae
Exons: 5
Coding region: 1-1434 (477 amino acids)
Source: RefSeq, a predicted model, not a curated record
AUGCCCAUUCCGCGAGAGACGACCUCUCCUUCUCGCUUCGCACCUCGAAAUGGGACCAGAUCCAGAUGGCGUCUUGUCGACGGAAGCUUCGACAUAAUCUUGUGGCUAACUCUCUCCCUCACAGUCUCUUAUUUAAGCCAGUUAGCCUUCGAGUCACAACAGUCGGCCAAUCUAACGACGUUGACGACGACAAACGCCGAAACAUUAAACGGAGUUAUUCAGGGUUUACUCUAUGUUCCGACGAUAGAUUCCAGCAACUCCUGCUCAGAAGAUCAGUACGACCCAGCGAUCGGUCUCCCGCGAAAUGUCACUCGACGGUCCAACCUCCCACCCACCAACUACAAACUGGUCGCGAUCGCCCCAUGGUUCAGCAAGGAAUGCACCCAAGCCUAUCUAAAAGCAGCACGAUACGAUCCCGUCCGAGCCUUCAUAUUCUACAAACCCAACAACUCGACGAAAAAGCCCCAAGAUGUCGACGAGCCGAUCUGGGACCUGGAUGAUGGUGGUGCGUGGAUGCAACAAAAUAAGUUCCCCAUCUUCGCCAUCCCCGGCCGGGAAGGCAAUAAGCUUGUGGACCAGCUUUCUCAGUACUCCGGCUCUUUGCAGCAGGUUCCUUUUGGCGAGGAGAUUAUCGACGCCUUCGGCCCUAACCCCCGAGACUAUGUUCGAAUAUGGACCGAACUAACGAUGAAAGAUACCAAGAGCAUGCCGGCGUUGUGGACCUUCUUCGUCAUUGUCAUUGGCGCCCUGCUCUUGAUUAUCGUUUGUGUGUCCGUCUUCAUGCACUUUCUACAGCGCCAACGUCGCAAAUCACUUGCUCUUCGUGUUAAGCAGGGCGAGGUCGAUCUCGAAGCGAUGGGUAUUGCCCGAGUCAUGCUCGCUGUGUCCAGUGUGCCAGCAAUUACCGUCGAUGUCGAGAUCGAUUCGGCCGAGGGCAAAAGCAAGCACAAGCUCUUCAGCAAGCGCACAUUUAGUGACCUCGUCACGCCAAACCACCACUCCUCUGACCCAUCCACUAAAUCUACCAAACCGCCCAAGGAGGCACCCGUCGAACCCCAAACGCCAGUGCAGCCUAUGGAGGGGACAGAAACGCAGACCCCAAACGCUCGGGGUGCCGAGACCGGUAGCCCUGACGAUCCUGACGCAAUUGCGCAAUCUCCACAGAACCAGGAAGGUACCGCCACCGAGUCUGAGGAUACCGUAGCCGCUCUCCCUCCUAUAACCCGACACAAGAAGUCUCGUCGUAAUAAGCCACGUGAGCUGAAACUAGCCCCAAUAAAAGGUCCUCCAUUAUCUGACCACCAACCCGAGGGCCGCAAGAGUCCUUCGGACCUUGCGAGGGCGAGGAUGAAGCACUUAGCUCGUCCGCUCGACGAUGAGGAUGAUCGACCGCUAUACUCUCUGUUUCUAUAUAGGGAGGAGAGCCAUAACUAA